Molecule: messenger RNA, 424 nt
Organism: Arabidopsis lyrata subsp. lyrata
Lineage: Eukaryota; Viridiplantae; Streptophyta; Magnoliopsida; Brassicales; Brassicaceae
Product: defensin-like protein 75
Exons: 2
Coding region: 158-424 (88 amino acids)
Source: RefSeq, a predicted model, not a curated record
UACAUAUCCGUUAUAUUUUCGUUAGGAAUUUAUAUUACGAAUUACAUAUAUAAAGACCUAUUAGUUCUCAACUAAAUUCAUUAACACAAAACAUAAGAAAAUAACACGUUAUAAAAACAAAAUAAUACUUCAGAAACAAAGAAAAAUAGAAAAAAACAUGAACAAGAUCAAAUCUUUAGUUGUUGUUACUACCAUUACAAUAAUUUUGUUGUUGGUUAUUACAGAACAAGCAAGUGCAAUUAAUCAAGAUCUUUUCUGUAAUGGUCCGUGCAUUGACACUGUCAAAUGUGAGCAGUUGUGCAAGCCACAAGGUUACAGUACCUGGUUAUGUCAAUCUUUUGGAACCAAGAAGUUUUGUUGCUGCGUUCCAACAAAGAAGCAAAUCUUUGAAGAAACUGUUCAAUUGAAUUAUAUAUUAAAGUGA